This is a messenger RNA of Apis mellifera (honey bee), 11367 nucleotides long. RefSeq names its product whirlin (gene dysc). The record is from RefSeq and is a predicted model, not a curated record. NCBI's taxonomy places the organism in Eukaryota, Metazoa, Arthropoda, Insecta, Hymenoptera, Apidae. The coding region runs from base 243 to 3176 and encodes 977 amino acids. Gene Ontology annotation, molecular function: protein binding. Gene Ontology annotation, cellular component: stereocilia ankle link complex; stereocilium tip; cilium. The transcript has 15 exons.
AUUCUAAUCUAUUAUUUUCUAUCGCAUUCCCGUAGAAAAUCCUCGAAAUCUCUCAAUCUAUUCCCGUGUCAUCGAUGCUUAUCAAGAGCUAACUUUUUACGACCCGUCCAUCUUCGUGCGAAGAGAGUGAGAGAGGGAGAGAAAGAGAGAGAGCGAGAGAAAGAGAGAAAGAGAGAGAAAGAGAGAAUGUCCAGAUCGUUACCAUAUGAGGCCGUGAAAAACCACGUCGUGCGGCCUUGCUGAUGACUUCCGGUAUGCCAGCGCAUCCGGCACGCGAACCUGUUGAUACGAGGUUUACAACGAGGGUGCAAGUACCCCGACAAUGCGGUAGAAAGCACAGGUCUGACAAAACGGAUCCCAAAGGCAUGGCCAGCAGCACGGAGGAUUACGGGUCGGAAUUACAGGAGCUGCAGUGGGGUGGGGGUGGGGGGUCCCACUUCCUGCGUAGCGGUUCCCACUUCCUGAGGAGCGGUACGGGCGGUUGUUACGAGGCCGAGGAUUUGGAGCCGACGAGCAGGCACCAUGGCAGCCAGCACAGGGGAUAUUACAGCCCUCCCGGCACGAGUUACACGAUCGUCGAGAGGCCGCCGAGUGCCCCUCACCACCAUUCGUCCCACACCACCCCGUACAGGCAUAGGGGGCACGCCACGCCAGGAUCUGGCGCCAUCUCACCUGAGCAGGUGCUCAGACUUUUCGGGAACGGUGUCUCGGAGCGUCGACAGGGUGACAGAAGGACACCGGCCUCCUCGCCCGCGAGCGUUGCCGCGGUGAGAAGCACCCCAUCCUCGACGUCCCAGCAGCAGCAGCAAUCCCAGCAGUCGCAGCAGUCGCAGCCGAACCCGGCCAAUCCCCCGACCUCGCCGAGCUCCCAGCCCCUCAGCCUUCAGGAACUCACCGUAAGGACAAUCACCAUGACGAGAGAUCCACCGGACUCUCAUGGCUUUGGGAUCUGCGUGAAGGGUGGCAAGGACGCAGGUGAGAUCCGAAGUACCUUCAGGCUACCCCCAUCGCCGUACUUCGCGCCUCAAGAUCGAGGGGUGGGUGUCUACAUUUCGAGGGUGGAGGAGGGUUCGGUGGCCGAACGUGCUGGACUCAGGCCAGGAGACACCAUCUUGGAGGUGAACGGCACACCCUUCCGGGCGGUGACCCACGAGGAGGCCCUCAAAAUGCUAAAGUCGUGCAGAACGUUGAGCAUGACCGUGCGAGGGCCAGCGUUGGACCCACGGUGCAGAGGUGGGCAUCCUGUCUGGUCAUCUUCCGGCCGACAACAGUCCUGCAGCUGGAUCGACCGCCAAGGUCGCCCAACCUCGCCACCUCCGCUUUAUCCACCCCGGGACCCUAGGUACGGACCAAGGACGAGAAAGGUCGAGCUCUGCAUCGAGCCUGGCCAGUCCCUCGGCUUGAUGAUCAGGGGCGGCCUCGAAUACGGCCUUGGGAUUUAUGUGACCGGGGUCGACAAGGACAGCGUGGCCGAUCGGGCUGGACUUUUGGUGGGUGAUCAGAUCAUCGAGGUGAAUGGGCAGAGUUUCGAGGAGGCGACCCACGACGAGGCAGUGGAAAUAUUGAAGACGAACAAAAGGAUGACACUCCUGAUUCGCGAUGUGGGAAAAGUGCCACACUCUUGCACCACGAGCCAGCCUAUCGUUGUACCGUCGACCAGAUACCCUGAACACGAUCCUCUGCUCUUGGAGAGCCCUGGAAACCAUCGACCACCGAGUCCUACCAUCGCGAGCGAUUGGAGGCACAGAAACGUGCACAUGGUUUCUGCGGCGACUGCAGCGAUGGUGGAGGAAAAAGCGAGGGUGGUGCUCGCGAGGAGCGAGAGGGCCGCCCUUUCACAGCUUCUGGCCGACUACAGGACGCGUCGAAUGACAAUCGAGGAGCUGGUUGUCAGUUUAGGCGACCUGCUGAACACACACGAGAAAUUGACACUGCUUACCGAGCUCAGGGAACUCGUCGACAGCAAAGACAGAGCUGCCUUCGACGAUUUGGUUUACAGGCCUCGAGUAGCCAGGAGAAAAGGUGAUCGCGCCCAUUCGGAUUUAAUAGUGACGCCAUCCCUUCACGAUCUUCCGAGGGGUGUGCCCGGUGGUUGUUGCCGUCCGGGACGACUGGUGGACGUCGAGGGAGAUCCUCUAGGAGUGACAGGACCUCUCCUGCCAAGGGAUAACCAGGAAUAUAGAUCGCCCAGCGAGGACAGCGGUCUCGGGGCCGACAUGCCCAGGACCAGAGCUGGGUGCAGGAGGACGCCGCAGCACCAAGUGACCACCUCCGAUCUCGCCCUCUCCAACGACGACGAGUGCGACAACCAGGAUUACGAGGACGAGUUGGAGAACGGGCGUGGACGUAGGCACAGCUCGCCAGGUGGCUCGAGGGGGAACCCCAGGGAUUACGGCCAUCAUCAUCUUCAUCCGGACAAUUUGGAGAGCGACGGUGGUUGCGAUGGUAGCGACGCCGAGAUGAUCGGUAAUGGGAGACGCGGAGGCGGAACGGAAAGGGAUCGCGAUAUGGAGGAGGAUGAGGACGAAGGAAGGGAGGAAAGGAGCUCAGAGGGUGGAGGUGGUGGAGGUUUCGGUGGUUGGAGGUCCCACCUGCUCGGUGGGCUGACGCAACGUGUCAAAUCCUGGUACUGGGGCGCCAGGCCCCUCGAACUCGCGCACAAGCUCUCGCGGAGCUUCGACAUGCAGGAGGCUCAGCUCCUCGAGGAGGGUGGCUCUGGUGCCGCUACGGCGGGUGCUGGGGGCGCGGGUGGCCCGCCACGAAGACAUCACAGCGCUCAGAGAUUGGCCAGGAGCGAAAUAUCUGAGAGAAGGGAAGAGGACGGAGCGUUGGUGGUACCCGAUCACCAGGGCAACCUGAGGAUCACCGUGAAGAAGACCAAGUCGAUUUUGGGCAUUGCCAUCGAGGGCGGUGCCAAUACCAAACAUCCACUGCCCAGGAUCAUCAAUAUACACGAUAAUGGGGCAGCUUACGAGGCAGGUGGCCUCGAGGUCGGUCAACUGAUCCUAGAAGUCGAUGGACACAAAGUGGAAGGUCUGCAUCAUCAGGAGGUGGCAAGACUGAUCGCAGAGUCGUUCGCGAGGCGCGAUCGCAACGAGAUCGAGUUCCUGGUGGUCGAGGCGAAGAAGAGCAACCUGGAGCCGAAGCCGACAGCGCUGAUAUUCCUGGAGGCGUAGCAGGAAUCUCCCACCUCCGAGCCGGAACCACCGUAGCCCAACCUGACCAGAGCUCGGCCCGCGACACACUUGGAGCGUCGUCGACGCUGAACCGACGUCAUGAGAAGCUGAAGAGAUCGAUGAUGGACCGGGAAAAUCGAUCAUUCAAGCUCGUCAUCGAUCGAAAACGAAGAGAGAUCGACAAGAGGUAGAGGAGGACGACGAGCUUGCUCUUCAUCUUCAUCGAACGCUCCCGAUUCGACGGUCGAGCUCUCAGUCAGGUUGUUGAUCGAACCUGGCCUUGGUGGUGGGAAUUCUCGAGGAAGAAUAAAUAAUAAGAGAGAUAAAAGAGAAGAAGAAAGAAAUUAAAAAAGAAGCGAGCCAUACUAAAAGAUGUUGGCGGAUGAAACUUAUGAUUAAAGUCAAUUGGAUGAUAAUUAACGGUGAUCGCCUCUUUGUUGAAGAGUUAACGGGAUUGAAAGCUUCUAACCUUUACCCGUGAAGCUGUAAGCGGCUCCGUGACACGAGAUGAGAAUCGUGGAAUAAAAAUCGUGGAAGAUCCGAAGGAGACAAAACACAGGAGUACAAAAAGAAAUAUACGGUUGAAACAUGAGAUCUAAUAUAAAGGAAAGACGCUAUGAGUGCGAGGAUAACGUUAAGGAGUUGGAAGAUUGACUGUGCCAAACUAUUAGGAUUGCUUCGCGUAUAUUAAUUACGAUAUCCUAAACGAGAUUCAAAAUCAAAGACUCUCGACCAGAGAGAAGAAAAAAGGUUCAAAAAGUAUGAGCUACCAUUUGUGGGAUCCUGAGUGCUACGAACUUGUGCUAACACCUCACGAUGACGGUGUUACAUGAACGCUCUCGGAUUAUGGCUCGAAGCAGAAGAACACGAUCGAACACGAAGAAAAGGUGGUUUUCACGAGUCGAACGUGCCACGAUUAUGAGAGACACGUGAGACACUGUUGAAAUAAAAUACGUUAUCGAAGAUCCUAAGAUGGAUGGUGUCGUCGGUCAGGAUUUUCGUCGAUCGAAAUACCUCGUUGGCUUAUUUAGCGGCGGUGAUGACAAUCGGUGUCGAGAAGAAAAGAAAAAUUAUAAUUUCAAACGGAUCCAUAUAUACAUAUAUUUAUACAUAUAUAUGUGUAUGUACAUACGUAUGUAUGUAUUUGGUGCUAUAUUGUCUGAAAUUUCGAGUUUUCAAUUUUAAGAAAAAAUUUCAUUUCGAGUGUUAAACUUCAAAGCCUGUUAGAACCUUCGACUACAGAUGCCCGAAACUCUAUUUUUGCACAUAACCUAGAUAAGCGUUAGUACGAAUGUAAAUCAACAGGCGGCGUUGCAUGCAAAGAGCGAGGAACGAAAUCGACGAAAAUCCGAAUCGAGGAGAGGCAGAGACUAAAAAAAAAAAAAAAAAAAAAACAUAGACUUAUUAUUGGGAAUUGUUGAGGCUUAACAAAAUAUAUUAUAUAUACACAUAUAUUAUAUAUGAUAAUAUUAUUGACUAUUGUAGUGGAAUUGCAAACUUGUACCUACCCGAUCGCACCUCGCUCGCCGACUUCCGGUCGCGCGGUCGGUUAUCGUGAAGAGAGCGCGGGACGAGAGAACGAGAGAGAGUAUUAUUCUGCUAAGAAUAAUUGCGAUAAUAUUUUCAACGAAUUAAAAGAGGAAAAAAAUAAUAAAAAAUGAAAAUAAAAAAAAAAACGCGUAGCAACGAGCCUGAUCGUUCGAAUUUUCGAGUCGGUCGCGGACGAUCGCGGCAAAAAAUUUGUCAAAAAUUUCUUCGUUCGAGGGAAAAAGAAAAGAGGGAUAAUUUUCCACGAUCCUUUAAAUUAUCAUCAUCAUUCGCGACGAGAUGAUCAUUGCUUUACAUAAUGAAAAUUGUUGUUGAAAGCGAUUCCUUUCUAUACGAGCCGUGCUCCACGCUCGGAAAACUCGAGCUCACUUGUUACUUUUCGUGCAAAGAUAUUGGUGCUUUUUCACCUUCGUUCUCGUCGUUUGGACAUUUUUUACGAUGAAUCAUAGGAGAGGAGAGAAGGAGAUUUUUCCAAAUGAAUUUGCAAUUUGCGUCUUUAUUCUCGAUCGAAUUUUUUCGAUCGUGGCGCACGAUCGCUUCGAUUUCACCGGUCGCUAAUUGGAAAAACGAGGAAGAUUUGUAAUUUAUUGCGCGAGUUAGUAGAGCGGUUCCUAUUAAUUUCAUUUUUUUUUUUUUAAACAUUGCAAUUUUUUUUUCUACCCAUCUCAGGAAUGAAAAUGAUUCAUUCUUUCGAGAGAUGGAAUAUUUAUUUCGCUCGUUUCAUUGAAUAACAAGAAAGUAGAAUUCGUACGUGGUUUGCGUUAAUGGGGGAAGGGAAGAAAGUAGAUUAAUUUUCAAAUUAAGUAGAAAGUUUGAUUUCGAUACGAUAGAAAACGAAAAAAAAAAUAAAUAAAUAAAUAAAUGAAUAAAUGAAUAAAAGAAAAAAAGAAAAAAAGAAGAAAGGAAGAUCGGUUUCAGGAACUGGUUUGUUAAGAACAAACAGUUGUUUCGCCAACUAUUUAAAUAACGUAAUUGUUACCGCAAUAAUUACAUUUACAUAAAGGAGUAGUAGUAUUAAUAAUUAUCAAUUCGUGAGUAUAACGUAGCGAACGUUGUUGUAAAAGUAAAUGGUUAUACGUCUUGUUUAAUAUAUCUACCUGUUACCAAGUUAAAUGUAAUUUUACUAGUAGUGUGUAUAAGUUGGAUAUCGACGAGUCCACGAGUCGUUUUAUCGAAUAAAAACCGAUGAUCGUCCGCGAUUUUGCUCGCUUUUAAAGAGGAAAAAAAAAAAAAGACAAAAAGAAAAUAAAGAAAAAAAGAAGUAAAAAAAAAAAGGAAAAAAAUCGCGAAAAAAAUACCGUGCAAGCUUAAAAUAGUUAUUAUCGCGUUAUGUGUAACGGAACAGCAGAAUCGGAAGGCGAGCCGAUGAGAGGAAACGAGAGGCACCGGUGAUUCAAAGAUUCGAAGAAAAUUCGUUUCUUUCCGAUUAAUUUUUUCAUACUGUUAUUUUAACUUGUGGAACUUUAAAAAGAUCGUUCUGUCUCGAUCCUUUGUAAUUCCAAGUAAUUAAAAUUUUUUUGAUUUUCAAUCCAAAGAUUUUCACUUUGUAAACGAUCGAAGAAAUAUAUAAUUAUCGAAUGAAAAUAAACGUUAACUAUUUCUUGAACGUUUUUGACUCGAAAGGAAAAAAAAGUACAUUGAAUUUUUUCGAAUCGUUGGUGUAAACUGACCGACAGAAGAAACGUUUCCAAACGGUGAUGUAUCUGGACGCGCGUACAACAACAUGCGUAUUCCGGUAAAUGUGCCAAAGAGUAGAAGAAGGACGGAGAAAAGCGAAGAAGAGAAAGAAGAAGAAGAAACACGGCAUAAAAGUCAGGAAAGUUGUGUAAACGAUCGUAGAUGGGAAAUGAUCGCGUGUGCGCGGACGAGCAAAGAAGGAACAAUUCAAAAAAAAGAAAAAGAAAGUGUUUCGUUGCUGAUGUGCACCUGAUUCUGUAUUUCUUCGUUAUUUUCUAGCACAAAAGUGCAAUUAUAAUCGCUGUCUCGAGACGACUGUAAGAACGAGGAAGAAUGAAUAAAAGACAAAAAAGAAAAAAAAACGAAGAAACGACGGACAGUAAACACGGCUGGCUGCUUUUCGAUUGUAAGCGUGCAUACAAAACAAAAAGGAUACCUCGUGUAUUAAUGUUUCUUCCUGUUUUCGAGGCGAAUUUUUCUAACGCAGCAUCCCUGAAAAAUAAAAAAGAAAAGAAAAGAAACAAAGAAGAAAAAAAAAACCGAAGCGAAACAGUAGUCGACUCUGUCGCAAUUGUAUUAAAAAAAGAAUAAGAUAAAGAUGAAAGGGUAGGAAGAUCGUGGAAAGUGGGGCGCGAAAAGGAGAAAAGGGGGGAUGAUAUUUUUGUAAAAAAAGCCUUCGAUGCAACGCAAUCACGAUUCGAAGAUCUCAGCUGACAUAUCCGACAAUGCCUUACCGCUUUGAAGAAACGAAGAAGAAGAAGAAGAAACACGAAUAAAAGAAAAAGAAAGCGAACCGGUCAACCGAUCGAGGAAAAUCUCGCUUCAACUUCUCUCAACUCGAUCAACACCCUGCGGAAACGAAACGAGGAACCAGCUGCGAGCGAUUUUUUCCCCGAUCUUUCGAUUUUUCGAUCUUAUCCGAUCCUAUGCGACUUUAUAUGAUCAGAUUUCUGGUCGAGGAGUAUUAUGUAAAACAGGGAAGUGGGGGAAAAACUGGUUCCUGAUGGAUGGAUAAAUUUUCGAGCGUUGUAUGAUCCACGCUCGAAUUUUCUAAGAUCGUUUUUUGCGUCGAACCGUGUUGAGAAAAUUACACGCGAUAUAUCAAUCCUCGAAGGAAAAGGAUUUGUCGAGAAUUUUCUUUUCCUUCUCGUCGAUAAAAAUGAGUGGCAUUCCGGCUUGAAAAGAAUUCUCCAAGUUUCCUUAUUAAAAUUCGUCUAAAUUGAAGAAAUUUCGAAAGAAUAUUGUCUCUCUUCUUCUUUUUUUUUUAUACAUCCCGAUAAAUCGAUACUUUCUUCGAUUGAGAGAACGUUAUCGGUAAGUUUUUUCAUCGGAUUUGCAACGGAAUAUAUCGAAAGACAAGAAAUAUGGAAUAUAUGGAAACGUUUAAAGACUGCCAAACUGUUGCAAUUACCGCGUUACCGUGCAUUUAACGGCUACGUGCUAUCUUGCACGAUGUACGCCUCGUGAUCCCUCCCUCCGAUCCCGUCGAGGCAAGAAGAGAAAACGGCGAUAGUCGUUAGCUAUUUUUCCACUCCCGAGUUCCCUUUAUUCCGUCUGGCAGACGGAAGUUUCGAACGUGAACGUGUUUCAAGGAAAACAGAAACUGUCGCUCUCGGUUGAUCGCUUUCCAAUUCUCGAAAAAGAGCAGCGAAAGAGAAAGGCAGAAUACGCAGCGUACCAACGAAGACCAUCGUGAUUCCCCUUCGAUCUACGCAUCUGUCUACGCAUCGAGUAUCGAUUUUUUUUUUUCGAUGAUAAUAAUUUCGAUGGAAUUAACUUGGAGAUCAUGAUUUAAUGGAAUAAAAAAUGGAGUUAAAAUCGGGUGACGAGGAUUCUAUUCUCAGGGAAGAUCGGUUUCGUUACCGAUUUCCGGUAAAACAGAUCGAACGUUCGCGCUUAAUCCAACGUUGAUGUCUCCGUGCUCUUCUCGCCACUUUCAUGUUUUCUUUCUGCCCAAUAUAUUCGACAAUAUGUCUCCUCGAUUUGUCUCCGCUUCUUCCGUUUGAGUUUGACGAAGAAUUGACGUUGCUCGAAUAUUUGGAAUUGAUCUUUUUAUCUCAAAAGAAAAGGAAAUUAUUGUUAUUACAGCUGAUCAUCGAUAUGAUAUUUGAUCAUUUGCUAGAAGAUUAAUAAUAAUUAUUACUUGAGAAUCACAUCGCUCGAUCCUUCAAUUAUUCUUUCCUCUUCUUUUUUAAAAAAAAAAGAAGAUUUAAUGAACGAGUUUCUGUGAAUAAAAUUACAUUACAUGUAUAAUUGUAUAUAAUUUAGAGAGAUAAAGAGGAGAUUACUUCCAAAGAUUCAGACUCAACGUCCCCAAGCCACGGAGCAAUUAGUCGGCAAUCGAUUCGAAUCAAUUAGACGUCGAAGGGGGAGCAAGAAAGCAAUCGAGCAAAACCAGUCGCGAUAGAUCGUAGAUGUAUCGAUUAGAGGCAGAACACUUUAGACGAGACGAGAACAAACACAAACUGGGUCGCGUCCACGAAGAAGAACCCUGCAUUAUUUAAUUAAAAAUAAUAGCGCUGGGGCUCCGAUCGCAGGACUCCUGUCGCAAAAAAAAAUUGCGCGUGUCGCGCUGCACAGAGAAGAAAGAGCGUCGUAAUCUAGAAAAGAGCGAUUUAUUUUUUCAACGAACAAACAGAAACAAAAGAAAGAGAGAGAGAGAGAGAGAGCGAAAGAGAGCGAGCGAGAGAGAGAGAGAGAGAGAAACGAGAAAUACACGGACUCGUAAUAACCACGUUAAACCUGUUCAGCUUUCGCACGUUCACCAUCCGCAAACUUGCUUUUUCUUCGGCCGGCCAUUGGAACCGUGAGUGCGGGCGAGCAUUGAAAUCGAUCCUCGAUCAUGGGGAUCCGAUCACGUGAUGAAAGGUGAGACAUUUCGAGCAGGGGAGGAAGCACGUGACUGCACGAAACUUCGAUUUUCUUGCGGCCGAUUCCGACGAGGCAAAAAUCCAAAAAAUGGGGGAAUUGAUUUCUUAGAGAUUUCUUCAGGAUCUUGGAUCUUGGAUGUUGUAUUGUUCAGAGAGGAGGAAUACAGUUAGAAGAAGCUUGAGGAAUAAUAGGUUUUCUUGCGAAGUGAUCGAGUUAAGAAAUUAAUUUUACGUCGAGAUUGAAUAAACGAUUGAUUUUAUUAUACAUUUCGAUUCGUGGAAGCGAAAAUUGGAACUUGAGAAAUCCAGGAAUGGGGCAGAUACUAGAAGGAUAAAUUCUAAAUAAUUAUAGAAUUAAUUAGAAAGACUUUCUCUAAACUUUCUUAAAAAAAAAAUCUCUUUGUCGUCGGAAUGAGAUUAAUAGUUUUGGCAAAAAGAAAAAUUUCGAGACGCUCACGGCGCAUUCACGGUACCACCGCGAAAAAAAAAAAACUGAAGAAUUAUUACUCGAAACGACGAUCGAGUGAUUCGCGCGGAUCUUUAGCUUAAGCUUCGUUCACGCAACACAAAUCGUCGCAAAACAAAAUCGUCGUGAAACGCGAGUGAGAAAAUAAGAGGGAUAAGUUUGCGAGGGCGAAGAAAAUUAUCGAGGCGUGUCAGUCGAACGAACGAAUCCGAUCGUGUGGUGUCUUUGGCGGAUAAAAUUUGGUCGCUGAUCGAAUUGUAAAAUCGGAUAAAACUGUAACUCGUUACGUUUCGAAAAGGAGCACUCUGUACAUAUAAGCAAACCGCGUUUCAUAUAUCAUCCUUUUUGCAGCCGAUUUCGUACACCUUUUAGCCGACACGUAUACGAACACGUACUGUAAAGAGAGAGAGAGAGAGAGAGAGAGAGAGAGAGAGAGAGAGAGAGAACAAUUCACACGCAUACACACACGCGCGCGCACACACAUACACACACAGUGCAUACACAAAGAAAUGUGACACACGAGAAAAAAAAAAAAAGAAAAAAGAAAAAGACAGAAACGAACGUUCCAAUGGAUGAGAAAACGACGUAGCACGUCGCGUUAAUUAACGUACCAUCGAUUAAUACGCUCAUCGUCGUGGAACGGAGAUAGAGAGGAGAUCGUAUGGAUGAAAUUGUUACACCAAUGUAACAUGUAUUCAUUGAUACGUUAGAGGUAUACAGGGUGUAAAAGAAAUAUGCUAGAAAGGACGAUCUUAUCGGAUUGCUCGUUGUGCAACUCGUUGUUGCACAGGAAAAAUUAGAUUUCUAGGUAAGCUUUCUUUCAUUUAAUUCAUCGAAUAAAGAAUAAGAAUUUCUGCUAUAUAUAAAUUCUGCUUGAAAUAUUAAUUUUUUUAAAUCGUUCGAAUAAAUUUUCUUUUCUUUUUUUUUAAAUUAAAUUUCACUCCUCGAAGAAAAUGAAAUGGAUGAAAUAUGAAUCUAAAUAAAAUUCUAAAAUCUAGAGUUGGAAGAAAUGUUUUUUUUUUCUAAACUUCUCUUAUUGGCUUUGAAGGAAGUGAGAGGUAAAUUAGAUUAUUCCUCGAAUCAUUUUAAAAGCAGUAUACAAUCAAAGAAUUUUGUUUAACUUUUAUAGGAUGGAAAUAAAGGAUUGUUGUUCGAUAUUUUACACCCUGUAUAAUGUAUAAUAAUUAUACGUGAGUAUUAUACUACACACACGAUACAAUCACGGACACGUGUAGAAUAAAUGUAAAGAAACAAAGAAAAUUCAUCGUUUCUCCGGGUGCAACGCGCGCGAAUUAUAUUGUUUGAUUAUUGUUAUAUUGAGCUGACGCUUUGUUCGAUUGUUAUUGUUCAUUAUAUUGUUAUAAUCAUUAUUAUCGUCAUUGGAUGUCGCGUGCAUGAUUGAUAAUCAUCGCCAAUCAGUCGAUUCUUCUUUUUGCGUUACGUUAUAAUCAUUGCAUAUAAUAUAAUUACGUAUAGUAAAUAUUAUUAUUAUUAUUAUUUUAUCGUUAUUAUUAUUAUUAUUAUUAUUAUUAUUAUUAUUAUUAUUAUCGUUAUUAAUAUUAUUCUCGAUAACAUCAUUACCGCGACGAUGGCGAUUAUUAUUGUAAUUGAAUAAAAACAUUCACCACGA